AUGUCCGGGAUGCUGAGCCAGCGCCAAACACCACGGAGGCGCCGUAGAGGUGGCCGUGUCUACUCGCGCCCAAACUGUUCGAACUGCGAGAGAUCGCGGCGCUACGUGUGUGACGGAUAUGACAGACGGUCCCCUGAUGAGGCAUAUCGCGCUCGCCCAUCCCGCGAUCCAAAUAGCGAUGGGGGCGGCCAUGAGGACGACCUAGCCAACACGCGAAAAGUCUUUGAUAAUCGUGAAGACAUGGAAGAUCCAGAUUCUGCUGAUGUAGCUGGCUUGUUUCAAGAGUUUGGACAGUCUGCUGCCGUUCGAGAGGGAGCGAAUUCCCAGUUUGCAUCAGCAUCACCUGGAGGCUUGUCAAGAUUGUCCGUUCAAGCCAUGUCUGGUGCAGAUGGAUCAUCAGCCUUUGGCUUCACCAACCCCGAGGGGCAAUCGAUGUUUCCUGGGCCCCAUGAGGAAUUACCCCCUGACAUGUUUUUCGACUAUUCUUUGCUUGAGAGCAUCCUCCCCCUGGCACAGACCGAUAAUAACGGCGAAAGUCAGGGGGCAUCUCCUAUGCGACAUCUCGCAGCAGCAGCAGCAGCGGCAUUACCUCGAUCAUUAAAGCCCCCCAGCGUGGGUUUGGGUUCGGAACCCCAAACACUGGCGUUGACCAAUUCAUCUGCCUGGCACACCAAUCUGCCUCGCCCUACAAGCCCAGCUUUAUCAACAGAUAGCGACCCUCAGGAGAUAUCGGAUCUCUUAAAUCACUAUCGAACCCACGUUUGCAAGUUGAUGAUGCCGACAAUAGCGCCGUCGCAGAAUCCUUGGUUGUGUCUCUACCUCCCAAUGGCCUCCCGAGAGCCACAGACGGCAGCCAAGAAGUGCCUUCUACACGCCAUCCUCGCCGUUGCCGCGUUCAACAAAUCUGAGUUGUCUCGGAGUGAUCGCAUCCAGUAUCAACAACUUGCUCGGACGCUCAAGGACAGGGCUGCUUUGAUGAUCAAGGAGGUGCUCGCGGACGGAUCACAGAGAGAAGCACUGCUACAGAAUGAUGUAGAUCGGCAGGCACUGCUGGCCGCAGCCAUGACCAUGACCACGGUCGAGGUCUUUAGCGGUGGGAAUGAGGGGAGAGGCUAUGAAAAUAUUGCCUUGUGUAAAUACAUCAUACGUCUGACCGGCGGAGUGGGCUGGUGGGUAGCCAGUUCGACCCGGAUGACUCUACUUCAAAUCUUUCGAUGUCUUGAGCUGGUCGCUCGAACGUCUGGUUGGACGAAUGGCGAGGAAUCUGAGCAGGUUCGGGAUGAUGAGCAGAUCACCCCGGAGUCGAGAAGCACUCAGCCUAUCGGGGACGGUGUUCGCCACAGCUCAUCUGACGUCGAGUUUCUUAUGGGCACGUCCGCACCUCAGUACACGCUUGAUGUGUCGUUUGGAAUUGCGAUGAAGACUCUACGUUGUCUUAGUCAGACGAUCGAGUUGUGCAGCGUCAGGGAGUCGAUGGGGAGUGAGAAACGAUGGUCGGAGCGGAGUGCUGUGGCAUUGCAGCAACUCGAAGCAGAGCUCUUAGAUACCCUGGAAGACCCGGAUGCUUUUAGCGGCCAGGAAAUCCUUGGAGACGUUUCUCAAGAGGGCGUCUCGGACUAUGUGAGCAGGGAGAUAAAAGAAAACCACUGCUGGGCAUUUCAUUGUAGUGCCACCAUUUUCUUUCGGCGAGCCAUAUGUGAAGGUGGCUCGACAGUGACGCCUCCCAUAGAGGGUCUUGCCCCUGACAAAGACGGCUCGCGUUCCCGUCCGACUGGUCAGCAACUCGUAUCGAUGGCACUGGAGCACUUGGAGAAUGUCGACGCCAUGUCCAGCGAUAUGGCCAUUGCCAACACUCUAUGGCCGGGUUUUAUCGCUGCCGUUGAGGCCAUUGAUAUGGAUCUGCGUCAUAGGUCGUUGAUUUGGUUUGCCCGCGCCAGGAGACAUGGUAUUGGAAACAUUGCAAAGGCCAAGGCGCUCGUGAUGGAAGUGUGGAGGCGAGUAGACCGCCAGACUGGCGCAGGAUCUGAUCGCCAACAUAUGAGCUCGGAACUCAGCCACGUGGACUGGCGAGAGGUUAUGCGUGAAAGGGGGAUGUAUAUUAUGCUGACAUAG
Molecule: messenger RNA, 2112 nt
Organism: Clonostachys solani
Lineage: Eukaryota; Fungi; Ascomycota; Sordariomycetes; Hypocreales; Bionectriaceae
Source: the annotation of a GenBank genome assembly